Guyanagaster necrorhizus is the source of this 1453-nucleotide messenger RNA. RefSeq lists its product as uncharacterized. The transcript has 4 exons. The record is from RefSeq and is a predicted model, not a curated record. The coding region runs from base 73 to 1248 and encodes 391 amino acids. NCBI's taxonomy places the organism in Eukaryota, Fungi, Basidiomycota, Agaricomycetes, Agaricales, Physalacriaceae.
GGAUCACGUACUAAUUUGGUCGCGAUUGUGGCGUGAGAAAACAUUUUGCUUUCUCGCCCACAUACCCAUGCCAUGCUGAUGCGGACCGGCCUUUAUUUUGUCCUUCGUCGUUCAUGUGCACGAAUAUUCCGUGGUAUCUCUACAGAGGCUCUUCACUACGCCGAGCGCGUCCUUCAUGUAGAAAAUCUUCCUGUGGGAUACAACGUUUCGACCAUACUCGACACCAUCAAGGCUGGUACGCAGAUUGAAAAGAUACGGCCCCAGAAAACACGGAUUUCUGUCUAUUUUUACGACCAGAACUGUGCUAGUCGAUGCUUAAAAGCAAACGGGGGUAGUCCCUUGUCAUUAAAAGUCGCUUACGCCGAGGGGAGAAUACCAAGCUCUGUUGUCGCCUCCCUCGGGCGCUACCAUGCUUCUCGUAUUCUCACAAUAGACCAUGUCCCACGGGAGUUCGAUGUGCAGGAUCUGAAGAAACCCGUUCGUGACAGAAUGGAAUCCUUCGAUUACGACGAAGCCAAAGCUCAGCUCGAGAUCAGUUUCCUGGAUACGUCUACGGCAUUCAAUAUCCGAAAUGUCCUUCAUGAAAACUGGAAGUUCGAAAAAUCUCUAUUCGAUUACAUUCACGACGACAAACACAGUUUCUUCCCAGACUGGUAUAGGACAGAAGAAAACGAUGCUGUGGGACCGUUGAAGCGAAGUGUCGAGCUUCGGUGCAUAACAUCCCCUACGACUGCAGAGACCUGCCAGGCGUGGACGAACCGGUUUGACGAACUCUCGCCCACUUUAGUCUCGGCAUCGCUCGUGCCGAAAAGAGAGAUCAUGUAUCUUGCCUUCGCUACGGAAGCGGGGGCAGACCAGUUUGUGAAGAUGUUCCAGAUUAAAUCUGCGAAGACGGGAGUCGAGAUGGAACUGCUUGCGAGGGAUCAUACCAUACAUCCUAGUCUGAUCACCGCCCUCAGCUUAGGUGCCAGCCGUUCGCUUGUCUUUACGUUGAACCAGGAGCAGUAUCAAAUCUUGCAGAAGAAGGAUUGUCGGAGACUCUUCUCGAAAAUGGGUCGGACUUCGCGGGUUUCUGUCCAGUUCCCUCCGGAAGCCUUGAAGGGAGAGUUGAUUGUCCAGUUCGACCACAUAUUUUCAGCAAUGGGUGCCAUACAUCGAUUGAUGGUCCCAGGUGUGCUACCGGAUUUGAAAGGCAGCCACGUCAACUUCAGAGGGGCCCAUCAGUUGAAAUAUCUUGUAGUCCAAUGAGCAAAUAAAUGGACUAUUUUAACCGUCUGCUUCCUCUCAUUCUGUCUAUCUAGAGAUAUCAUCUCGUCAGUCCAAAUCAGACGAAGCCCAUCGCCCAAAUCUGAGAGCUAUUGAAAUUUGCUCUUCUUCCGUGUUGAUACGCAAAAGGGUUACAGCUACAGCUACAGCUACAUGACAACCGCUCACACCGUCUCGCAGAGUGAAG